This is a messenger RNA of Perkinsus marinus ATCC 50983, 867 nucleotides long. Its product is annotated as cysteine proteinase, putative. Gene Ontology annotation, cellular component: lysosome. The transcript is spliced from 7 exons. Lineage: Eukaryota; Perkinsozoa; Perkinsida; Perkinsidae. The record is from RefSeq and is a predicted model, not a curated record. Bases 1 to 867 code for a protein of 288 amino acids. Gene Ontology annotation, molecular function: cysteine-type endopeptidase activity.
AUGUCAAUCAAAGAUGUCCCCACUGGGUGUCCCAACGGGCCGAAGCCCUCUUCUACUUCUGAUGACGAAACUCGCCUCCUCGGACCCACAAAGCCGGAAUUGAAGGACUUACCAAGCAACUUCGACGCUCGGCAGAAGUUUGCUUCUUGUGCUGGAGUCAUUGGGCAUGUGAGAGAUCAAAGUGCUUGUCACAACUGCUGGACCGUAAGCUCAACCGGAAUGCUCAAUGAUCGUGUGUGCAUCAAGUCCGGCGGUACCUUCAGAGAUAUCCUAUCUGUCGGUUACUUCACUUCAUGCUGCAAUCCUGCUAAUGGAUGUCCCAAAGCGAAGGGCUGUCAGGGUGGCAACCUGCUUGAAGGUCUGAACUUCCUGAAAAAUCAUGGCAUUGUUACUGGUGAUGAAUUCAAACCGGCCGGGCAACUGAGUAGCGCUGAUGGCUGCUGGCCGUAUCCAUUCCCGAAGUGCAAACAUGCGGGCUACUCCUCUCCUGCAUGCCAAACUAAAUGCACCAAUAAAGCAUACAAGACCAGCCUGCAGCAAGAUCUUCACCGUGCUAAGAGCUUUGGCCGUCUACCAGCGAUCCCCCAGAAUAUCAAGCAAGAGAUUUUCACUAAUGGACCUGUUAUCGGGAUGCUUUCUAUUUAUGAGGAUAUCCGAGUAUACAAGGCUGGUGUCUAUGUGCACCAAACUGGUAGCUUCCAGGGUAUUCAUACUCUUAAGAUUAUUGGUUGGGGAGUUGAGUCCGGGCAAGAUUAUUGGUUAGCGGUGAACUCUUGGAAUGAGGAAUGGGGUGACCAUGGUAUGAUCAAGCUUGCAGUGGGAAGAACUGGUAUAGAGAACUCUGUGUAUUAUGUCGAACCGGCCUAG